Molecule: messenger RNA, 738 nt
Organism: Puccinia triticina
Lineage: Eukaryota; Fungi; Basidiomycota; Pucciniomycetes; Pucciniales; Pucciniaceae
Exons: 7
Coding region: 1-738 (245 amino acids)
Biological process (GO): intracellular protein transport
Cellular component (GO): endomembrane system
Molecular function (GO): GTPase activity; GTP binding
Source: RefSeq, a predicted model, not a curated record
AUGAAACUUGAUGCUCAGUUCAAAGCAAGUUUCUGGAACAACCUCUCCUUCCUCAUGGAGAACUAUGGCGCAAUGUCAGUCAAUGGAUUAGUAGCACAGUUUCUGCAAGUUCCUCAAGGCUUUGCUAAUGGUAUCAAACCUGGCAACACCAAACAGCUCGAGGCCAAGGUCGUCAUCCUCGGCAUGCAAGGCGUCGGCAAGACCUCCAUCGUCCACCGCUACACCACUGGCUCCUUCUCCUACUCCCUCACCUCGACCAUCGGCGCCUCGUUCUGCACAAAGAAGCUCUCCGUCGACGGCUGCAAGGUCCGGCUGCAGAUCUGGGACACGGCCGGCCAAGAGCGCUUCCGCAGCAUGGCGCCGAUGUACUACCGGGGCGCGAACGCGGCGAUCCUGGUGUACGACAUUACGAACAAGGACUCGUUCCACGACAUCGAGAACUGGCUCGCCGAGCUGCGGGAGAACAUGAGCGGCGACCUGGUCAUCCAGGUGGUCGGGUCCAAGGCCGACCUCGCCCCCGCCCGCCGCGCCGGCGGCGAAGGCUACGGGAGCCCGGUGGGCAUCACCGAAGUCAGCGCCAAGGACGACUCUGCCCUCAUCGAAGGCCUCCGCUCCCAAGCCUCCCGCGACUCCGUCCGCAUCCACGCCCAGAACCCAUCCCCCCACCACUCGCUGGCCGACGACCACGCCCAGCCCGCCGCCGGGCCGCGCCCGCCCCCCUCGGGCUUCUGCUGCUAG